AUGGCAACAGAAGAUGUCACAACAUCAGAUGAAGAUGAAUCGUUAGAAGAUGAAUCAACAAUAAAUCGUAAUAAUGAUUAUUGUAAAGGAAGACUAUUUAAAUGGACAAACUAUUUGCACGGUUGGCAAGAACGAUUUCUUGUAUUGAAACUUGGUUUUUUAAAUUAUUACAAAAAUGAAUAUGAGAUAAGUCUUGGAUGUCGUGGAGCACUAUCAGUAAAACAAGCACUGAUUCAACCUCAUGAAUUUGAUGAUUGUCGAUUUGAUAUACGUGUAAAUGAUUCUGUUUGGUAUUUGAGAGCUCAUAAUUCUGAUGAUAGAGAAAGAUGGGUACAAGCAUUAGAAGAACAUAAAAUUUUAUGUAAAGCAGAAUCGGGUUAUGGUAGUGAAACAAAUUUACGUAAACAUCCAAGUUUAGGAUCACUAACAUCGACGGCAAGUAUUAGUGUUGCAUCAACGGGUUCAUUUAAGAAAGAUCGAAGUUUAAAAGAAAAACUUAAAGAAUUAGAAACAUAUAAAGAUAUUUUAUGUCAACAAGUACAAACAUUACAAACUUAUUUUGAUGCGUGUGCAAAUGCUGUGACGAAAGGAUAUGAACCAUAUCAAAAAGAAUUCGAAGAAUCCGGCGAUGUGGAUUUUGAAGAAGCACCAGAUAAAGUCAAACAUGAUGACAAUAGACUAGUAAAAAAUGCUACAAUUGCUGGUGAUCAUGCAGGAAUGGCAAUCGAUUUCAAAGGCGAGGCUUUGACUUUUAGAGCAACAACCGAUGGUGUUGUACAUAAUCUUGGAUUUUGUAUUGAAUUAAUGCAAAAAAGAGAAGAUAUUUGGAAAAAGAAAUAUGAAAAAGAGUUGGAAAGGCGAAAAAAACUUCAAGAAUUAUAUGCUUUCACUGUAAAACACAAGAUUCCAGCAUUAGGUUCUCCAGAUGCUGAAGAAGGUCCUCAUAGUACAUUAAAAGAUGAAGAAUUUUUUGAUGCAUUAGAUCAGUCGUUAGAUCGUAUUGAUCGUGAAACUGAAGAAAUUCUACGAAAAAUUUGUUUCAUUCGUUUUCCACUGAUAAAAAUCGUGGUUAUAAAAUUUUAUAGCAUACGUUUAUGGAAUGAUUGCAGGUCAAAUGUACUGCUUGAUGAAACAUAA
This is a messenger RNA of Didymodactylos carnosus, 1137 nucleotides long. The record is from the annotation of a GenBank genome assembly. Lineage: Eukaryota; Metazoa; Rotifera; Eurotatoria; Philodinida; Philodinidae.